Procambarus clarkii (red swamp crayfish) is the source of this 1538-nucleotide messenger RNA. NCBI's taxonomy places the organism in Eukaryota, Metazoa, Arthropoda, Malacostraca, Decapoda, Cambaridae. The record is from RefSeq and is a predicted model, not a curated record.
GAAGCCCUCCGCGCUCCUGUCUGUAAACAUUACCGUCUGCCUGGCUAGCGUCUCCUGCCGCCCGUCCGUCCGUCUAGCUGCUGCUGUCUCUACUGCCUCUCUGACUCGCUAAACGAACAAUAUAUAAUUUAACAUGCAAGAAUAGUGAUCUCAACGACAUAGUCAAUUCAUGGUGUUGACAUAUGGUGAUUUCAACGCAAACACAGAGAGGAAUCCACUAUCGGUAUGUUCAACGCGUUUGAAGUGCGGUUCAAUUUUAUUAUUAAUCGAUUGUGGUCGGUGACUUGAACUUAAUUACAAAAGUGAUUCCUAUCAAUUAAAUGAUUUUAACGAGAAAACUGAUUUCUACGUAAGUUUAAAGAAAUUAAUAAAAGUAUUUAAAUAGGAUCUAAUCGAUAAAUAAAUUGUAAAUCUAACGUGAUGAAUAUACUACUGUUUGUUAUUCAGAGAUAGUAUUUUGUGGGACAGAUUAAGUGAAUUCAACACAUUAACAGAUUAGCAUUCAGAUAUUCAUCACUGGAACUGGUGACAUUGUGUGAGACGUGUGUCCGAGCAGCAAUGGCAACUAUGUUGACUUCAAGAAGAUCUGCUCUCUGCUUCAUCUUUUUCUGUUAUUGCAACGUGGUUGUGUUGGCCAGCCUUGGUCCUGAGGCGGGGUCCAGUUUAUCAAAUAGUAAUGAUGCUGAUAUUCUGCAUCCCCGGCUUCAAGAAAGGAAACCUUCGCUUCCAGAAGGAAGCUCUAGCUCAAUGAACUUCAUAUCGCCUUACUACACACGGGAGGAAAGCGACCAAGAACCAACGGAAGAUUUCCCUGACGAAGGAGACCGCGUGCUCACUUGCAUCUUCGCGUCUGUACCGCUCAUCGGAGGGAAAUGGCUAAUGAAUGCGGCUCAAAAGAUCUUUUCUGACAAGACGCUGUUAGAGGCGAGCCUCGGUUUACUUGAAGGUGGAGAACUCAUAGAGACGUUCAUUGAUUUAGGGUCACGUUCAGCUGCUUCGAGGCUUCUCAAAGCCGUUGGUAACUGCUUCGACAGCGUGAACAUCGACUAUACCGGUGAACCGCACUCGAAACCCUCUGAGACUUCGAUCGACACCGACAACGAUACCCAAAAUUAUUUCUCGAAUGCAACUGAAAGUGAGAGAGCAGGGAGUGCAGGAACCACCCCUCUCCCUCACUCCAGGACGACUACCUCAUCUCCCAAUCUCCCUCACGGGAGAAGGCGGCGCUGGCUGAUUCAGCAGGGAGGCUUCGGUUCUGACUCCUUAAUAGGCUUCAACCUUCUAGGCCUCCUGGUGGUUGGGGCUCUCAUUACCUAUCUUGUGUACCUCCUUAUCUAGCGCCCCUUACCUUCUAAGGGGCCUUAUCAUCUAGAUAUUUUGCCCCUUAAGUGGUGUUCAAUGAUACUCUUGACUCCUGAGUCAAAAGCCUGACCUUUGAACCUUAAACCCACAAGUAGCUAAUGUUAACUACCCUGUACCUUGAUAUAUUUCUGGGUCUAAAGUUUAACUGCUAUAUACCAUUUUGUAAUUAUUUUCCA